CAUUAUUACAUCCUUCCCCAUCGCAGUCUCUCACAUGCUGUCAGGCUGCGGUUGGCCAUGAUCCUCUCUUUCUGCUCAUCUUCAUGUCUUCUUAUUUAUGUGCUUCCUUUAUUUCUGUUACCAUUUUUAUCCUUAACACCUUUGAGAUUCACACUUUUAGUUCUAGAUGCACUCAUAAAACCAGCCCGCGGACUCUUUGAUGAUGUUUUAAUGACAUUGUAUGUUGGUGUGCUUUCUCCUAGGGCUUCAGUAAGGCUGGCACUUUCGCCACCGCUGACGCUGACGGGGGUUUGGGGGCUUCAGGCUGACGUCUUGGUGCUUUGAUGAGGUAACGGCGGACCCCAGAAGCCCAGCCCCUGCGUUGCACCACCCCUUCCCUCUCCCCUCCUCCCUACCCCUUUCCAACCAGCCAAGCCAUGGGCCAGAAGAUCUCGGGGAGCAUCAAGUCCGUAGAUGUGCGAGGGGAGCCGUCCUACAGACCCCUGAGGAGGGAACUGAGAGGGCCGGAUUUCUUCAAGCCAGCCCGGCUGGACCUACUCCUGGACAUGCCCCCCGCUCCGUAUGAGCAGCAGCUCCGACAUGCCUGGAACCCAGACGACCGCUCGCUUAAUAUCUUCAUCAAGGACGAUGACAAACUCACCUUCCAUCGACACCCUGUUGCCCAGAGUACCGAUGGCAUUCGUGGAAGGGUGGGAUACACGCGAGGACUCCACGUUUGGAGGAUCCAUUGGCCUGCUAGGCAACGGGGCACACAUGCGGUGGUGGGCGUGGCCACAGCAGAUGCCCCGUUGCACUCGGUGGGCUACACUUCUUUAGUUGGCAGUGAUAGCGAGUCCUGGGGC
This is a messenger RNA of Sinocyclocheilus anshuiensis, 842 nucleotides long. RefSeq names its product SPRY domain-containing SOCS box protein 4-like. Lineage: Eukaryota; Metazoa; Chordata; Actinopteri; Cypriniformes; Cyprinidae. The annotation marks the transcript as partial. Gene Ontology annotation, biological process: proteasome-mediated ubiquitin-dependent protein catabolic process. The record is from RefSeq and is a predicted model, not a curated record. Gene Ontology annotation, cellular component: SCF ubiquitin ligase complex. The transcript has a single exon.